Molecule: messenger RNA, 1196 nt
Organism: Theobroma umbraticum
Lineage: Eukaryota; Viridiplantae; Streptophyta; Magnoliopsida; Malvales; Malvaceae
Biological process (GO): shoot system development; root development
Source: RefSeq, a predicted model, not a curated record
AUAGUGAAUGUUCUUGCACACGAGCAAACAUUUAAUUGUUGCAUUUUUCUUGUUUAAAGGAGACAAUGUCAACAGCUCUCGUGCAUAGCCAACUUAGAUAGUAUCAACGUGUGCAUAGACAUCCACGGGAUUUUUUUAUUUUAACUUUAUUGGAUAGUGGGCUGCAGAGCUGGUCCAGGGGAGACAUUGCAGAAACAAUGCUGACAGAGUGUUUAGAUCGAGAUCCAAAUUGAAUCAAAAGUUAGCUGAUAGAAGAAGCGUUUGAGAUUCCUUGUCUCAAAUAUGUAGCAGAUGCCUACUGCUGCAUAGCAAAUGCUAGAAGCAUUCAACAAUUAGGCCUCUUUCCUCAAGAAGAGAAUGGCUGCCCAAACUUUUCACCACACUCGCUCUAACAGCUUCCCUCUUCCAACUAGACCAAGCCCACUUGUUUCACAGAUUGAUGAGCAUCUGAACAGAUUAAAGGCUUCUGAUGCUACAUCGACCUCAUCAUCAAUAAGCCAUAAACUAAAUGGUCUGCAGGAUUUGUAUGACAGUGUUGAUAAGUUGCUCCAGCUGCCCUUUUCCCAAGCUUUAGUACAAGAACAAAACAAGGAAUGGGUUAAUGAGUUGUUGGAUGGAUAUCUUAGGCUCUUGGACCUGUGCAGCACUGCUAAGGAUUUUGUGCUGCAAACAAAAGAAAAUGCACAUGAAAUUCAAUCAGUUCUGUGUAGAAGACGAAGUGGUGAUUUUGAGCUUGUCGGUGAGGUGCGGAGGUUCUUCAUCUCCAGGAAAGUUUUGCAAAAGACUAUCCACAAGGCAUUGAGAAAUUUGAAGGUCCUGGAAACAAAACGGGUUUUCUCUCCUUCAGAUGAUCAUGAGACCACGGCCAUGGUGAGCAUGCUAAGGGAGGUUGAACAAGUCACUUCUUCCACGUUUGAGUACUUGUUGUCCCUGAUCUCAGGGCCAAAGGAACGAUCAAAGCCUGGCAGCUGGUUAGUUUCCAAAGUGUUGCACCACAAACGAACAGCAUGUGCGCAAGCAGGAAGAGAUAUUAAUGAAUUUGAAAAGGUUGAUGCCUCUUUAAGAUUACUCGUGAAUCAGAAGAUGAGUAAAUCAGAGAACAUCAUCAAUGUUGAGAUGCAAAACCAGCUAAAAGACUUCAAGGUUGAUGCCUCUUCAGGUGUAUGAUCAAAGCUAGAGUCUCUCUUCUCAACAUA